Molecule: messenger RNA, 5528 nt
Organism: Mus caroli (Ryukyu mouse)
Lineage: Eukaryota; Metazoa; Chordata; Mammalia; Rodentia; Muridae
Gene: Mlh3
Product: mutL homolog 3
Biological process (GO): mismatch repair
Cellular component (GO): mismatch repair complex
Molecular function (GO): mismatched DNA binding; ATP hydrolysis activity; ATP binding
Source: RefSeq, a predicted model, not a curated record
UCGGAAGCGCAUGCUCCGGAGCGCGCGUUCGGCGUUGGAGGUGGUUGGUCGGUGAGAGUUGAUGGAGGAGAUUCGAGGUGAUUAUUUUCCAGUCAGAGAAGGAAGCCAGUGCCUGCCACUCUCUCCACAUGUGUCCCUGCCAUGAUCAGGUGUCUCUCAGAUGACGUAAAAACCAAGUUGCGUUCCGGUUUAGCCAUAAGCUCCUUGGGCCAGUGUGUUGAAGAACUUACCCUUAACAGUAUUGAUGCUGAAGCAACAUGUGUGGCCAUCAGAGUGAAUAUGGAAACCUUCCAAGUUCAAGUGAUAGACAACGGACUUGGGAUGGCGGUGGACGAUGUAGAGAAGGUGGGAAACCGGUAUUUUACUAGUAAAUGCCACUCAGUGCGGGACUUGGAGAACCCAGCAUUUUAUGGUUUCCGAGGAGAGGCCUUGGCAAGUAUUGCUGACAUGGCUGGUGCUGUGGAGAUUUCAUCCAAGAAAAACACAACACUGAAAACCUUUGCGAAAAUGUUUCAGAACGGAAAAGCCCUCGCCACCCAUGAGGCUGAUUUGACCAGACCAAGUGUGGGGACUACAGUAACGGUCUAUAACCUGUUUUACCAGUUUCCCGUGCGGAGGAAAAGCAUGGAUCCUAGACUAGAGUUUGAGAAAGUUCGGCAGAGAGUAGAAGCUCUCUCACUUAUGCACCCCUCCAUUUCUUUCUCUUUGAGGAAUGAUGUGUCUGGAUCCAUGGUUCUUCAGCUCCCUAAAACCAAAGACAUAUGUUCUCGAUUCUGUCAAAUUUACGGAUUGGGCAAGUCCCAAAAGUUAAGAGAAAUACAUUUUGAAUACAAGGACUUUGAGCUCAGUGGCUACAUCAGCUCUGAAGCACACUAUAAUAAGAAUAUGCAGUUUCUCUUUGUGAACAGAAGACUAGUUUUAAGGACAAAGUUGCAUAAACUUAUUGACUUUUUAUUAAGAAAAGAAAGCAUUAUAUGCAGGCCAAAGAAUGGCUCUGCCAGCAGGCAAAUGAAUUCAAGUCCUCGUCACCGUUCUGCCUCAGAGCUCCACGGGAUAUAUGUAAUCAAUGUGCAGUGCCCGUUCUGUGAGUAUGAUGUCUGCAUAGAGCCAGCCAAAACUCUGAUUGAGUUUCAGAGCUGGGAUACCGUGUUGAUUUGUAUUCAGGAAGGAGUAAAAAGGUUUUUAAAGCAAGAAAAACUAUUUGUAGAAUUAUCAGGUGAAGAUAUUAAGGAAUUUAAUGAAGACAAUGGUUUUAGUUUGUUUGGCACAACUCUUCAGACACAUGUGUCUACUCAUGGGAAGUGUGACCAGAGCAGUUUCCAGGAAGCGUGUAAUAAUAUCCUGGAUUCCUAUGAAAUGUUUAAUUUGCAGUCAAAAGCUGUGAAAAGAACAGCUACUCUAGAAAAGAAAACCACACAACACUCUGGUGACUCAGAAGCUCUCAGAACAAAGACCGUGGGCUCAUUGUACACAGAUGCAUCGGAUGGCCUGUGCUAUAGUAAAACUGUAGAGUCUGUGUUACACAACAGCAACAACGGUGCUUACUUAGAACCAAGGGUGUCAGAAGAAGAGGUAGCCAAAACACCACACUCCGGAGAAAAUGAGAAAUGGAAAAAAUCUUUUUUGGAAAAUAAGACUUCAGAAAGGACACAUGAAACCAGUCCAAAAAUGUUUUCAAGCCCCAUCCAAAUGCCUCAUCUCCUUGAGGAGAGUGAGGCCGAUCUGGAGAUGCAGACAAUAAGUCGUACUGUUAAUGUCAUGGCUGCCAACAUUCCCCAGAGUAGUGACAUUCCGAGUCAACUGGAGAAAUGGAAAGGUGCUCCUGAAGUGGGGUGCCAACCUCUGCCUUUUGAGACAACAUUAUUAAGGGUACAGGGUACUCAGAGGAAGAAGGAAAGAAGGAAAAAGGAGCCCAGUAGUCGUGGAAGAGUAAAUGUUUUUAGUUAUGGACAAGUUAAAUUAUGCUCCACUGGCUUUAUAACUCAUGUAGUACAAAGUGAGCACGCUAAAUCAACUGAAACAGAACAUUCAUUUAAAAAUUAUGCUCGACCUGGUCCUGUAAGUGCCCAAGAAACAUUUGGAAAUAGAACACACCAUGCAAUUGAGACUCCAGACGGCAGUGAUUUAACAAGCACUUUAAGUAAAGAAUCCACUCAACCGCCCAACAAAAGGUUUUGCAGAACAAAUACAGGUUACGGGACAGAGAACAAACCUGUAGCAACAGAUGACAACUUGGCUCUUUUUCAGGGAAGCUGUAAAGAACCACACACAGAUCACCUUUUGCCUGAUGCAUCCUCCUUCCCAUGGUGUAAAUAUGUUUCCGAUGGUUGUAGGAAAAUCGAUAAAAGGGGUUCCUUCAAACACGUAGGCCGUAGGAAGCUAAGCUUGCGUUCACAAGUAGGGUCUUUAGAGAAGUUUAAGAGGCAGUAUGGGAAGGUCAGCAAUUCCCCAGAUACAGAAAAGGAUAAUAACACUGAAGUCAGGACUCAUCUUGAUCCCCAAAAUGAACCUGAUGUUCUUCUGAAAGACAAGAGCCACUUAGAUAUGUCUGGUGGUCGUGAGAUCGCCACUGUGGAGCACAGUGAGACUUGCCCACCAUUAAGUCCCAUCCUGUGCCCAGAGGCAAUUUCAUCUUCCAAAGAAGAUCACUUAGAACAGAUGCCUCAUUUGAGAGAAAGUCCUAUCACUCUGCAAGAAUUAUCUCACUGUAACAGAAGAGCUGCUGUUGAGAAGUCCACCGCAUCACUGGCUUCUAAAUUAUCCAAACUAAAGGAUUCUGAAAAAGAGAUGCAAACCGUGGGGAUGACAAGUCAUACUAGUGAACUUCCAGAUUCAAAUCCCAGUUGGAAAGAUGAUAGCCAGUGCACUAGGUUAGACUUGGAUUUUUGUGAAUUAUUAAGAAACAAACUUGAGAAAAUAGAGAGUGACAUGCUUCCGAUGCCAGAUUCUGCCACAGAGGAUGAUCCCAUCAAUAAAGACAGCGGACUACAUUCUAACAAUCGAACGGAUGGCACAGAGAAGCCAGAAACUCCUUUGCUGUUCCCCUGUAAUGAUUCUAAAAUCAGCAGAGAUUCAGAUGUUCUUAUCAGAGCUUCAGAACAACCUACAGGAAGCCCUGACUCUGUCAGUAAGGUGAUAAUGAGUCGGGUAGAGGAUGGCACUGGCAGCCAAGGUGGAGUCUGUUCCCAGAGUGAUGAAUCUAAGGCAAGAUCUGGUUCCAAAAGUGAAGAACCAAGCGCAUACUGUAUGGAUUGGCAGCAGCAUUUUGAUGUAACCCUGGGAAGAAUGGUUUACAUCAACAGAAUGACAGGACUUAGCACAUUCGUUGCUCCUACUGACGACAUUCAUACUGCUUGUACUAAAGAUCUGACAACUGUGCCUGUGGACGUCCUGCUUGGGAAUGAUGCUGUGGAUGCUGCUGCUGCUGCUGCUGCUGCUGUCAGUGAACCCCUUCAGUCUCUGUUUUCAGAAUGGAGCAAUCCAGUGUUUGCUCGAUACCCAGAGGUUGCUGUUAAUGUCAGCAGUGGCCAGGCUGAGAGCUUAGCCGUUAAAAUUCACAAUGUCCUGUAUCCCUAUCGCUUCACCAAAGAGAUGAUUCACUCAGUGAAGGUUCUCCAGCAAGUGGAUAACAAGUUUAUUGCCUGCUUAAUGAGCACGAGGAUGGAUGAGGAUGGCCGAGCAGGUGGAAACCUGUUAGUCCUGGUGGACCAGCAUGCUGCCCAUGAACGCAUUCGUUUGGAGCAGCUUAUUACUGAUUCCUAUGAGAAACAAGGUCCACAAAGCGCUGGCCGGAAGAAAUUACUGUCUUCCACAAUAAUCCCUCCACUGGCGAUCACCGUGUCAGAGGAACAAAGGAGACUCUUACGGUCUUACCACAAACAUUUAGAAGAUCUGGGGCUUGAGCUGCUCUUCCCAGAUGCUAGUGAUUCUCUGAUCCUGGUGGGAAAAGUGCCACUCUGCUUUGUAGAGAGAGAAGCUAGUGAACUUCGAAGAGGACGCUCUACUGUGACUAAGAGUAUUGUGGAGGAAUUAAUUCGAGAACAAGUGGAGCUGCUCCAGACCACAGGAAGUAUCCAAGGGACACUGCCACUGACUGUCCAGAAGGUGUUGGCCUCCCAGGCCUGCCAUGGGGCUAUUAAGUUUAAUGAUCGUCUGAGCCUAGAAGAGAGCUGCCGCCUCAUCGAAGCUCUGUCCUUGUCCCAGCUGCCAUUUCAGUGUGCUCAUGGGAGACCUUCAAUGCUGCCCUUAGCUGACCUGGACCACUUGGAGCAGGAAAAACAGGUUAAACCCAAUCUUGCUAAACUCCGCAAAAUGGUUCAUGCCUGGCAUCUCUUUGGAAAAACAGAGCAGAACCUGCAGCAGCCCAUACCUCCUUGUGAGCCCCCAUGAGAAGAGAAUUAUGGAGUGUAAGGAGACAAGGGGGUGCUGUGCGUCCUGAGCAGGUUGGCCGGCCCUGAGAGGGCUGGCACAUCAGUCUCCCAGAGCAGAUGGAGCAGGCACGUGCACUCAAGCCUAAGGGAAGUUUAUUUCUUUGCAUCCAUGCACACAGGAGUUUGCCAUAUAAUACCCAUCUUUUGUAAACUGAUUUAGUGAUAAAAUGUAAUGAUUUUGUAAUUGGUGAGUUGGCUUAUGUUUGAGGGGUGCAGCUAUUGUUUUUGAGCAGUUUUCCCCAGCCUCUCAGUUUACAUUAUGUGAGGAUGCUAAGCCCUAAGCGCUGGUCUGCUGUCCUCUGAGCCCCUGGCUCCGCCCCUCCCCAUCAAUCUCUCUUUUGCAUUUGUCUCCUUCGCUUUACACCCCUGCUUCUUCACAUUGUGCAUUACAGACGUAUGGUGUUUCUCUGCUCAUUAUAAAAAUAUUUCCUGCCAGGCAGUGGUGGCGCACACCUUUAGUCCCAGUACUUGGGAGGCAGAGGCAGGUGGAUUUCUGAGUUCAAGGUCAGUCUGGUCUGCAAAGUGACAGGACAGCCACAGGGCUACACAGAGAAACCCUGUCUCGAAAAACCAAAAAAAAAAAAAAAAAAAAAAAGCAAUAAAUAAAAUUCCUGAUGUCUUCCAGAGCGACUUUAAAUUAUAUUAGGGAUUAAAAGUUAUUUAUAGCUGGGUGUGGUGACAUAUGCCUAUAAUCCUAGUACCUGGGAGGCUGAGACAAGUCCGUGACAGGCCACCAUUUGCCUAGGCUGGAUAGAUAGCAAGACCCUGACUCAAAUAAGUAAACUAUAGACAGAGAGACACAAAGACAGAAUAGAGAAAGUUUGAAAAGAAUUUUUUAAUUCUCUUGGUAACCUGGCUGUCCUGGAACUGGAACUCAGAGAUCCCCCUUUUCUUCCUCCCGAGUGCUGGGAUUAAAGGUGUGUGCCACCACUGCCUGGCAAGAAAAAUUACAACCUUAUCCCUGGUUUUUUGAUAGUCUUACUGUUUUUUUUAAAACCAGAGGUGAAUGCUUCUAUUCUGGACUAAUAAAACACUAAAAAAUAAUGGGUUUGUUUUUGAAAAUGAAUUUGUACUUUAUAAAAUGCUUCUGUGAAAUUA